GGGCUGUGGUGGCAGCUGGGGUUUGCGGGGAAUGACUAGGGGAAUCUCAUCUCCAUCUUCACUCCUCGGAGAGCAGUCCUUUCUCUGCGCAGCUGGAGAAACCGGUGAGCGGAGCUGGGGCCAGAUUCUUCAGUCAGCCUGGGGAGGGGCUCUCAGGUGCUUCUGGGUAUAGGGUGAGCCAGCCGACACAGACAGGGGUACAUAUGUGCCAUCCGGCACUCUCAGCCCCCACCCCUCUCUGUCUCAUCAGUGUGUUAAGUGCAAUGACCUAUUUAAGCUAAACCCAUUCCACCUACACCAAUUCGGGGCCCAUCGAAGCACUGCCUCCCUGCCGCUCUGUCCAAGUUGCCCGGACCAUAGGCCCAACUGGAGAGGGAAGGCCACGGGUUGAGGGCUUGUGAUCAGAAAAACUGAGAAUGGGGGUUUUGGUCAGUAUUGACGUGUAUUAGACACAAGCCCUCACCUGUGUCCUGAGCCAGAUUAAUUUUUCUUCUUCCAGUUGCCCUCCCCCACACAUUUACCCUAGACAUGACAACGUGUAGCCCCACAGUCCCAGCCCCCACCCUAAAGGUCAUCCAGCCAACACCACCAGACUUGGGGGCCCGAGGGCAGUGCCUGGUGCCGCUCCCAUCCGCUGUCCCCUCUCCCCUUCUCCCCUGCAAUUGGUUUGUACUCAUUGGGCUGUGCUCUCUCUUCCCUGUUUACCUGAUGUAUGGAAAUAAAUGUCCUUUUCCUCCUGG
Molecule: messenger RNA, 740 nt
Organism: Ailuropoda melanoleuca (giant panda)
Lineage: Eukaryota; Metazoa; Chordata; Mammalia; Carnivora; Ursidae
Product: TGFB1-induced anti-apoptotic factor 1
Source: RefSeq, a predicted model, not a curated record